ACUCCGCGGUUGAUAUUGAUUGCGAAGUGGGCUGGGCUCGUGACUAAAUAUAAUGUGAAUUGAUUAUUAUUUCUGGUUAUAAACUAUGUAGACUAGAAGGUGUCAUGGGUAUUUGCUGUAACAUCUCUAAUGGAUCCGUUCGCUUGUAGAAGAAGGAUGAUGGCCUCGGAAGAAAUUGUGUCCAUAUCUGUGACAGACGUUUAUGAUCAGGCUGCGGGGAUAGCCCAAGAAUUUGACAAGUUAAUAACAAGUUAUGGUCACGAGUCUGUCACUGAUCUCAUGCCCAAAGUCAUCAGAACUUUAGAACAGUUAGAGAAUCUAGCCAAUAAAUAUGAAAAAGAAAGUGAGGAAAUAACACAGUUGAGAUAUGUAGUUGAUAAACUAGAAACAGAAAAAAAUGAAAAAGCCCAGGAAAGAGCAAGAUUUGAACAGGAAUUAGAAAAUAUAGAAGAUAAUUGGCAAUGUGAAGUAAAGGAACUUUUAGCUUUAAACAAUCGUCUGUUAACAGAGAAUAAGAAAUUACGAGAAAACUUACAUGAACAUAAACAAUCUGUUACAGAUUCCUUAGUAAUAGAGCAUCAAAAAACAGAAGAGCAAGAAAUCAAAGUUUUAUCCAAGUUAAAAGAAACUGUUGAUAAACAAAGAGGAGAGUUACGACAUUUACGUAGAGAAUUACAACAACAACAAAUAGACUGUGAAGCUUUACAAUUACAAUUAGAAAGAAUAGCCAAAGUUAACGCUGAUCUUAGACGAAAAAACAAUCUUCAUACGAAACAAUCAGCUACAUUAAUAGAAGAACAAUCAGAAUUAGCUGAGGCACUCAAGUCAAAAGAUGAACAAGUUCAACAAAUAAAAGAAAGACUUCAAGAACAGGAUAAUGAUGAAGUCAAACGAAUAGCAGACAUAAGAAGAUUAAGACAUGAAUCAAGGGAAGAUUCGGAGGAUGAAAAUUGUGAAAAUAUUGAAGAUUUGCGACAUCGAUUAAGUAUGGAGGGCAAGAUGAUUAUUGACCUAACUGAUCCAAAUCGACCAAGAUUUACACUUCAUGAAUUACGUGAGGUUCUAAUGGAAAGAAACGAAUUAAAAACUAAAUUAAUUGAAAUUGAAGAAGAACUGAGUCUGUACAAACCAAAUGAAUCGUCUGAGAAGGAUCGACAAAAUGACAAAGGAGCUGGUUAUAGAGGAGAAGAAGUUUUAGUUUAUGGACCAAUCAACAAAGAACCGGAGCAUAAAAUUAAUCCUGUGAAAAAACAAGGCGGAAUACGCAAAUUCUUUCAGUCUCUAAUAGAUGAAUUGGAUUUACCACAGUUAAACUUUUAAUCUUAUUGCUAGUUUUGGGUUUUUAUUUGGUGACGACUCACCCCGUUCCAGUCCGCAGAAAUCUAAACGUAAUUGACCAUAUUAUUGUGAAGAAUAUAGCAACAUCUGUGAUGAUAUCAUGUCUUCAGGAGAAGAUAACUGUGAGAAUAUUUUUCUUCCUGCUGCAUUCUGGGAAAGUGAUACCCUUUGAUGAAUAUAGCUUAUACCGGUAUAAAAUUCCACAUAAACUUCAAAACACCAAAAAAGUACAUGUCUUGUUGAAUUGAAUUAGAAAUGAAAUACCUUAUUUAAACACAAAAUACUACUCGAUUGUUUGGUUGUUUAAGCUUUGUUUAAUUGUAGUUUAAAACAUGUUUUUUAUUAUCAUUCCUGUGUUAAAACAUAUCCACUUUAUGUUUUAAGUGUAUUUUAUUAAUUUUGCAUAUUGCAUAAUCCGUUUUAUUAUAAUAUUACAUGGCUAACGAUGUUGGAUAAAGAUUGAUUUGUCUAUGUAUAGACUUCUGUAUGUCAAUAAAUUAUACUUUUAUUUUAUUACAAAAUAUUAGCAUAUGUUCUGAUUGCCAGGUCCUCUGCUGAACAUUAAUCAUGCUUGAUGGACAUAUAGAAUGUGGUUCAUACUCACAGGGACUCAAAUGUAUGACCUGAUUUGUUCAGGUUUCCAUUACUUAUAAUUGAAGACAAGAAAGAAACAAAGCAAAAUGUUAUCCAAUAGCCUCAGGUUCCUGUAGCCUCAUGUACUGUUUCAAAUAUCAACAAGAAGACGUUGUCAUCAACAUCAUGCGGCCUUAUACAUAAAAAAGAAUUGAAUUUGUUUCCAUGGAAACACAAAUAUAAUCAAUUCUGAAAAAUUUCUAAUUAUCAAAAGGCACAACCUACUAUAAUAAGUUCAUGUAUACAAUUACAAACAAAGUAUCAUAAAGUUUUCUUGAACGGUUUAUGCAUAUUCUCCGGAAACAAAAUCAGGAUUGAGGACGGAUUGAGUUUGUGCCUAACUUUUUCCGAUAGGGGAUAACAAUUAUAAUCAGGAAUGCAAACAAAAUGUCAUAAUCUUCUGUUUUCUAAAUUUUGAUGUUGAAUAUUAUAUCCCAUGCCUCUGUUUUGUUUGUUGAUGCUACAAUCAGUACAGUUACUAUAGUAACAUACACAUUUGGACAGCAGUUUGUUUCAUACAUUAUAUGUACCUGGUUAGCUGCACACAACUAAGAUUAAAAAUUUGAUUCCCUGUGUUUAUACUGUAUCUGUAUUGUGCGAUUACUAUUGUGAUGAAAUCCCUUAAUUCAGCCUACUCUUAUAAUGCACAGUUGACUAAAAUACAUACAUAAACUUACAUGAAUGCCAGUUCUGGCUAUAGGUUCUCAGAAAUUCUUUUUGUUUGACCAAGGGUACCAGUUUAAAAAAAAAAAUUCAUUUGUGUAAUAAUUAAUUAAUAAUAUAGAAUCUUAAAACUUUUCACCGAUUCUAAUUGGCAUAAUAAAAUAAUGUGGGAUUUGUGUGAUAGAUCAUAUUUAAUUGUAUAGUUUUAUAAUAUAUUUUAAGCUCAGACAUUCUACAGUAAUUGUACAUGUACUGACCAUUAGAAUACAAUUAUAUUUAUUAAAUUUAUAUAUCUAAUGGAUCAAUAUUUAUAAUAUUUCAAUUAUGCACAAUAUUUACUAAUAUAUCUAAGUAAUACAUUGGUAACAGGGUACCUGAGCUGAGGAUUCCAAUAAAUUUAUCUUAUAUUGAAGCAAUUAACAUUGUUCAGGUCAUUAACCCACAUGUACAUACUGAAGUACAACAAACAAUGUUAGUUUUGAAAAUAGAUUUUGAAUUGGAUUUUUCAUGACUAAAUCCAAUUGUAAUCACACAGAUUGUCUCCACUUGGACCUCAACAAAUUUAUCGAGCAUGAAAAUGUCAAAGAUAAUGCAGAGGUAUAUAUCUGUGUCCAACAUAUGACAUUGGACAGGAUGUAUUGAGACAAAAUUGUAUUACAUGCUAUUUCAUCCUGACCGAUGUUCAUUGUAGUUGAAUGGAGUAAUAUCAUACAUAGAUUUUGAUUUCCUAUGAAAGUUUGUCCAUUGUGUUGUGUACUAAGGUGAAUCAUGGAAAGUGUAUGGUUUGGAACCAGAAGGGGAGUUUACUGGCAUACCUUGUUCCACUCGUAUCACUUUUGGAUAAAUCAAUAACUAAUAAAUGUACAUUAACUGGAUAUAAAUUAUAAAACAAGCAAGUGCUAUAGAAGAAAAAUAUAAAGGUUAAAUAAAUUGAAAUUACUUUGUUGGUGAAAAAUACUCAUUUUGUAUAUAUUAUUGAUCAUGUUGCAUUUAUGUUUUUAUAAAAGGACUAAUUAAUUAAUAAUUGGUUACCAUAAUUAGAAUGUUUGUUUUAUAAAGAUUUGUUCUGAUCAAUUACAUAUAGUUAUCUAAAUUAAGUUAAAUUAUUUUUUAUUUCAUGUCAGUUAUUUAUUCGCAUGUAUACAUACCAAUAAUAAUAUGAAUGGAUUUAUUUAAUUAAAAUUGCUUUUACCUAUGAAAAGAGAGCAAUUAUAUAUGAGCUCAUUAUAGAUUUAUUUAAAUUGAACCUCAGAAAUAGGUUAAAAUAAUGCACACUUAACACAUCUUACAUGACAUGAAUCUAGUAAGACCUAUGGCUUAUUUUAGUGUGGAUGAUGUUCAUUGAAUUAAGUUCUUAAAUGCAUCAUGACAUUAUAAUUAAUGCUUAAAAUAGCAUGGUGCCUUAGUUACUUAACCUUGUGAUUACACUGCAUUAUUUAACAGUAGUUUAUUUGUGUACAAAUAUUAUUAUUUAUUAGUAUCAUAUAUUUAUGACAAGAAUUAAUAUUACUGUUAGUGAUUAUAAUGUUAUAUCAUUUUCACAACUCAGAAUGAAAUAGGACAUGACUAGGCAGCUUUAUAUUACUUUUCAAGAAUCAUCCUAGACAUGGAAUGAAAAGACAGUAUGCCUGCUGCCAUUUUUAAUUUGUAUGUUAAAGUAACAAUGGGUCAUUUGCAUUUUUCGCUAAAAAUAUCAAUUUUCUCAUAGCUUAAUUCACACUUAUAUUAUUUAAUAAAACAAAAUCAAAAUACCAAGGCUAGAUAAUGUCCUGGCUUGGAUUCAAUCAGAUUUAAAACAGGUCUCUCAAUAAAUUUUCACGGACAACAAUAUGCAAACAGCAUAGAUGGAUAAAGUUUCAAUUCCACAUAUCUUUGUAAAUACAGAACAGAUUUGAGCCAUUUUUGGACUGAUAUACCUAUUAGAGAAUCAUUUUUCACAAUAUUGUAGUUUGCAAGUAAUUCUAUAGUGCUAAAAUGACACACAAAGACUUUUCAUGAAGAAUGCAAUUAUCCUUCCAUUGUUUUAAAACUAAUGGAAGGAAUUACGGCCACAGGUUGUUUUAGCAAGUUACAUGUACAUAGUUUGAUGGUCUGCCUGUACGCGUAACACAAUUCUAGUAAACUUAUUGUGGUCAUGUUCAUAAUCUUAUCUCUAUCUUAUCAUAAUAUUUAAUAAACUCAGUAUCUAGUUACCAGAAUUAAGUACCAUUUUUAAAAACACUGUAUUUUAAGCGAAAAUAAAUAUUAAGAUAUUAUGUUUUUUUUAUGAAUAAGGGCUGAUGACUGCAGAAACUUUAUUCCUUUUUCAAACCAAUGUAUAUUAUAUGAAUGAAAAAGAACAGCUUUUGAGUGAAAGUAAAUGUUAAGAAAUAAUAUUCUGUUUGUUUCCAAGACUUUAUUUUUUCUGGGAUUAUAUUCUAAAUGUAGAUAUCAUAUAAACAUUAUAUACAUCAAUAAUAACAUUUAAUCAUUAAUCAUUAAUAUUCUCAGUGAAUUUAUUAAAAAUCCCAUUUCUACUUUAACACUGAACGUACUCACCAAAAUUCAAAUAAUCUCAGUAAACUACAACCUCUAAUAUUUGUCAGUUUCUAAAAAUGAUGUUUUGUACAUCUUUCAUUAUGGAAUGAUUUAUAGUUGUGUUGGGCCCCUGCUGAUAUAAUGAUUAUGUAUCAUCAAUUUAGUAUUGACCUUUCUAGAUUAAAAAUGGGUCCUUAACUAGCCUUGUGUUUGAAACUAAUUUUUCAGCAGGGUUACAGAUUUUGGAGUUAUCUGAGUUUAUUUGAAUGAUAUGAUAUUUCAAACAGACUGAUUAAAUAUUUUGUGAAAUGCGAUAUGUAGGAUGAAAAUUCUGUUAAUAACACAUUAUCAAUAUUAUUUAAUUUGUAUAUUUAGAUUUUUAAUGUAAUGAAUAUUAAUUGAUUUUUAAUGAGAAUAUUAUAAUUAGUUUUAUACUGUAUUCAUCUGAAUUCCCAAAACUAGCAAAUUGUAAUUAUAAGUUAACAUGGUAACUAAUACAUACAUUAAUAAACAAAUAAUUACAAUUAUUGUUAUUUCUUUUUUUAUUAUAAUUAAAAUUAUAUCUUUCUUU
Patella vulgata (common limpet) is the source of this 5722-nucleotide messenger RNA. RefSeq names its product RILP-like protein 1. Gene Ontology annotation, cellular component: cytoplasm. Lineage: Eukaryota; Metazoa; Mollusca; Gastropoda; Patellidae. The record is from RefSeq and is a predicted model, not a curated record. The coding region runs from base 130 to 1320 and encodes 396 amino acids. The transcript has 9 exons. Gene Ontology annotation, biological process: vesicle-mediated transport. Gene Ontology annotation, molecular function: JUN kinase binding; protein dimerization activity; MAP kinase scaffold activity.